AUAAAUCUUUAUUUAUUAAUUAUAGUAUAAGUAAGAUCAAAAUUUGGUCAAAUUAGACAAUCAGAUUAAAUCAAAUCAAUAAAAAUGACGUGAACUAAACAAACCCUAAGUUUGAAAACUUAAUCCUCUGAUAAUCACCCCUAUUCCGACCUCUCCCGAUUGGACCUCUAGUUUUUUACUCGAAAAGGGUGGCUUAACCAACGAAAGACAGCAAACCCGAAACCUAUUCUAACACGCGCAAUUUUUUAUUUAAAAAAAAAAAAAAAAAAAAACAAGUGCUACAUCGUAUCGUAUUUCUUACAUUUGGUCCAAAAAAAACACCAUAGUCAAUCUCCCAACACUUUACUUGUCAACGAAUCUUUCUCCUCCUAGAUCUGCAAUCCAAUCUUCCCAAUUCAUGACAUUCAUCUGAAUCAAUCGAUUCGCUGAGUCUAACGAGUCAGUGACUCAGCCAUGGCGGACAUCUCCGACUCAGCGGUGUCUAUCCGAGUCCCCUAUAAACACCUCAAGCAAACUGCUGAUGUUGAAAUGGUUGAUUUUGAUCAUAAUUCUCCCAACAUUUCUAGGGUUGUUAAUGGCGAUUCGCCGGAAAUUCACCGGCAUUCGUCGGAUUCGAGAUCGGAGAAGAAUAGUUUGAUGAAAUUGAUACUCAGUUGUACGGUUGCCGCCGGUGUUCAGUUUGGUUGGGCGCUUCAGCUUUCUCUUCUCACUCCUUACAUUCAGACACUUGGAAUAGGACAUGCAUUUUCUUCAUUUAUUUGGCUUUGUGGCCCUAUCACAGGUCUUGUGGUUCAACCAUGUGUUGGUAUCUGGAGUGACAAAUGCACUUCUAAAUAUGGCAGAAGGCGGCCCUUUAUUCUUGCUGGAUCCCUCAUGAUCUCUGCUGCUGUCAUAAUAAUAGGCUUUUCUGCAGACAUUGGAUAUCUGUUAGGAGACACCAAGGAGCACUGCAGUACAUUCAAAGGUACUCGAACAAUGGCAACUAUCACAUUUGUUGUUGGUUUUUGGAUGUUGGAUCUUGCUAAUAAUACUGUGCAGGGCCCAGCUCGAGCUCUUUUGGCUGAUUUAUCAGGACCUGAACAGCGGAAUGCUGCGAAUGCCGUGUUUGCCUCCUGGAUGGCUGUCGGUAACAUUUUGGGGUUCUUAUCAGGUGCUAGUGGAAAUUGGCACAAGUGGUUCCCAUUUCUGACAAACCGUGCUUGCUGUGAAGCUUGUGGAAAUUUGAAAGCAGCAUUUCUGAUUGCAGUGGUCUUCUUGACGUUAUGUACACUUGUAACUCUUUACUUCGCCGAAGAAGUUCCCCUUGAUGCAGGUCCAUCUCAGAGACUAUCAGAUUCUGCUCCAUUACUAGAUGACUCUCAACAGCUGUCAACUGAACUUUCUAAUUCAAAGCUCCAUGAUAGUAAUUCGCUGCCUUACACUGAGAAUGGUGAAAGGAAUGAAGAAAAUCAUGAUAAAGGUUUUAAUGACGGACCUGGAGCUGUUAUGGUCAAGUUGUUGACUAGCUUAAGACAUCUACCACCUGCAAUGCAUUCAGUGCUUAUUGUAACAGCUCUCACUUGGGUUUCCUGGUUUCCCUUUUUGCUUUUUGAUACUGAUUGGAUGGGAAGAGAAGUCUAUCAUGGGGACCCUGUUGGAAAUGCCUCUAAAGUAAAAGCCUACGAUCAAGGUGUCAGAGAAGGUGCUGUUGGAUUGCUUCUCAAUUCAGUUGUCCUUGGUGUUGGCUCUUUUUUAAUUGAACCUAUGUGCCGGCAUAUGGGGACUAAAGCUGUGUGGGCUUUGAGCAAUUUUAUUGUAUUCAUCUGCAUGGCAAGCAUUGCUGUGAUCAGUUUUGUUUCUCUCAAAAGUUACUCCCAAGGUGUAGAACAUGUGAUUGGAGAAAACUCAUCAACCAGGAUUGCAGCCCUAGUUAUAUUUGCCAUUCUUGGUUUCCCUCUCUCUAUAACUUAUAGUGUACCCUAUUCUGUCACUGCCUCAGUGACUGCCGAUUCUGGAGGUGGUCAAGGAUUGGCACUUGGAGUUCUGAAUCUUGCAAUUGUUGUCCCUCAGAUGAUUGUAUCACUUGGUGCUGGGCCAUGGGAUGCCCUAUUUGGUGGAGGAAAUGUACCUGCAUUUGUUUUGGCCUCUUUAGCUGCACUUACAGCUGGUGUUGUUGCAACAUUGAAGAUGCCUAAUAUUUCUGGCAGCUUCAAGUCAGCUGGCAUGCAUGUUGGUUGAUAGCAUUUCCUUGCAAUGAGCCUAACAAACAGAGUAUGUGAUUAUCAGCUGACACAAAUGCCAACUAUAGAUAUAAUGCAUUGGAGUGAUCCCCUUACUCAUAUGUGCAGCUUAUCGUCCUACAGUUUUCAUCUAACACGAUCAUUCAAUUCAUUUUUUAGCCUCGUUUUGGCAUUUGUAACUUAUAGUUAAUACAUAGGGUUAUCGUUGAUAGGAUCUUAAAUUUACAUACAGGAGGUGAGCUACUGAGCUGUGCUACCCCGUGUAAUUUUACGUAUAAAAAGGGUAAAGGGCAUGUCCUCAACCCACUGAUAGGCGAAAAAAUAUACAAUUUUGUAAAUGAUGUUAAGCUCUAUGGUCUUCUAGAGCACUAAUUUUGCUGCAUUUUUCACA
Messenger RNA from Chenopodium quinoa (quinoa), 2610 nucleotides. RefSeq names its product sucrose transport protein SUC3-like. Gene Ontology annotation, cellular component: membrane. Gene Ontology annotation, molecular function: sucrose:proton symporter activity. Lineage: Eukaryota; Viridiplantae; Streptophyta; Magnoliopsida; Caryophyllales; Amaranthaceae. Gene Ontology annotation, biological process: transmembrane transport. The coding region runs from base 454 to 2217 and encodes 587 amino acids. The transcript has 14 exons. The record is from RefSeq and is a predicted model, not a curated record.